AUGGAUCUCUCCGUUUUGCCAAAUAACAACCACCCGGACAAAUUCCUGCAGCUGGAAGUGAAGUCCUUACCGAGGAGCUCAGCAGCUCUCCGGAGGGUUCCCGGCAGCUCUUACCCUGAUGCCCAGCAGUGGCAAAAUCUAGUCUACUCACAGAAAGAGACGACGAAAACUGCUGCGCAACGAGUUAGAGGUUACAAUGUGGAGGUUCCUGUUGCUGAUAUCCCUCCGCCAUCCCUGUCGUCAGCUUUGAAGAAUAACCCACUAUAUGGUGAUGUGAGUUUGGAGGAAGCGAUGGAAGAUAGGAAAAAUAAUCCUUCGUGGACCGUUGAGGACUACGACAGGCGUUCUCUGCAUACCAAUCUCUCGGGCCAUCUGAAGGAAAAUCCUAAUGACCUGCGGUUUUGGUUGGGAGACAUGUACACGCCCGGGUUUGACGCCUUGUUGAAAAAAGAAGAGAAACAAGAGAAGCACUCGAAAUACUUGCGCAUAGGUCUGCUCUUGCUCCUUGCUGCCUGCAUCUUGGUUUCCAUAGUGACGAUCAGUACUUUUUUCACCUAA
Molecule: messenger RNA, 558 nt
Organism: Echinops telfairi (small Madagascar hedgehog)
Lineage: Eukaryota; Metazoa; Chordata; Mammalia; Afrosoricida; Tenrecidae
Gene: MINAR2
Product: membrane integral NOTCH2 associated receptor 2
Exons: 3
Coding region: 1-558 (185 amino acids)
Source: RefSeq, a predicted model, not a curated record